ACUUAGGUGAAGUCUAAAUGUAGCUUCUUUGGAGCUUUUACGGGUCAGAAAUGGUCACAUUUACAACCGGAUUCUCCACAUAUAUAACUAAAUUUAAGCUAACUGCGCUACUAUUAUCUGCGUAACUGUAUUUUAAAGAAGAAUAUCAGUAUUUUCAAGCAUUGUACAUAUUCACGAUUCAUAAAAAUAAGAGUAUAUAGUGUAGGUUAUAAACUAGCAUUUAAGGGCUGCCCUACAUCUCCGCUGGUCUUCUUUUGUAAUACCAGUGUUUUGAACCUAUUCAUCCCCUGGUCCUCCAGCUGGCGCCCUGUAGAUCACAAAGGUCCCAUUCACUGAUUUGAGAACAAAUCAAAUAGUGGAUCGAACCCUUUUUUAUACAGCAGUUGGUUUCAUAGGAACACAUGAAUUGCUGAACUUGCUUUUGAGAAGCCAAAGAGCAGGAAGCCAUGCAGAGUCCGACCCAGUCACAGAGCCGGACAAAGCCUGUGAGCACAGCCACCCAAGAGCAACCACUGGACACCCAGACUGAAGCUCAGCCAGCACCGAAGGAUUCAAAUGAGCAAAAAGAGAAGGAUAAACCAGCAGCUCCCAUUAUGACUGAAACAGUAACAACACAGGAAAAUGGGACAGAGGUGCAACCAGCAGAAACAAAUGCAAGCCUACCAGGCACACAGGCAGUGGAGAAUGAGCCUGCAGUCCAGCCACAGACAGAGCCCUCAGUUAACAGUGUAGGGAUCGAGACUGACUCAGCUUCCAAGCCAAGCACACCCUCAGAACUGGUACCUGCCACAACUGCAAAAUCUAAGUGUGAUGCGAAAAAGGCAAAGAAAACGGAUAAAGGUGUUCGUGAGCCUAAGAAAUACAUUCCUUCCAAGAAGGCCAUGGUGGAUCCUCUGAAGAUGGACAUGUCCAAACCACCAGUUAUACCCCUCACAUCGUCUCAGCUGUCCCUGCAAUGCCUUGAGUGCCACAUAAUCUUCAGUGACCUAAAGAGCAAGGAGCGUCACCUGAAGUUGAGCCACCCUGCAGAAUAUGAACAGUGCAUACUGAGGAACUCCCUUUUCGCCUGUUACGUUUGUGACCGCCACUUUACAAAUUCCACAGAUCUCAUGGUCCAUCAGAAAGCUCACCCAGAGAGGAAACCCUUCAAGUGUCCAAUUUGUGGCCUGGCCUUCAACAAGUCAUCAGAGCUCACCUUUCAUAAAAAAAACCACUAUGGCCAGGACGGUUAUGAAUGCACAGAUUGUGGGAAAAACUGCAAAACGAUGACUCUGUUGAAGUAUCACCUCCGUAAACACUCUGGAGAGAGGCCGUAUGUUUGCAAGGAGUGUGGAAAGAGGUUCACCAUGUCCAAAGCUCUGCAGAAACAUAUGGUGGCACACUUUCCUGAAGGAGAAGGCGGAGAUCCAACAGCUGACCCACUGAAAAAAGGGGCUUCUUCGGUAAAGCAUCCUUGUUUUGUAUGCAAGGCCACUUUCAAGAGUACCAAGACACGGCAACAUCACAUGAAAACCAAGCACAACAUGUUACCUGCUGCAGCAAGUAAGACCCUCUCAGCUGAGCAUCAACUGAAACAAAAUACACCCAUCAUAACUCCAAUAUCUAUUUGUCAGUCAUCACUACUACAGGCAGGCCUCAAUGGACCUCUGCAAAAAGUUGAUGCCAACAUUGACACAGAGCAGAUUCGCAGACUUAUUGAGUCUUUGGGAAAUGUGCAGAAAGUAAACCAAGUUGUCAUAUUGGGGCAGCUGCCACCUCAUGCUGCACCACUGGAAUUCCAUCAGAUCUCACAACCACCGCAGACAGAUUUUAUGGAACUGAAACAGACAGAAGCUAACAUAGUUGAAUUGGACCCUUUAAACAACCCAUGGCAUUCUAUGGAUCAAACAAUUAUAAUUGAACCUAUUACGCCAGAAGGGCAAUUGGAAAACCCUUCUUUCUCAGAACUAGGUUCCAACAUAACAGUAGGGGAAAAUAUAGAGCUAACACUUGAGGGAGGGGGGAUGCAUCAGAACCUUCAACAGCAUGAUAAUAGUGCAAUUCAGUUUGAUUCUAUGGAUCAAACAAUGUUUCAGAAUGGAGUAGAGCAAGACCUUGAGCAAACAGUCAUAUUAGAACUUAUACCAACUGAAGAGCUUGAACAAACACAACCUGUUUCACAAAAUGAAAUCCCAUCCUCCCCUCUGGUAACCACUGGCCUGCAGCAGACUGCAGAUCAGACUGUAAUCGAUGAACAAACCAACAUGUCUGCCACAGCCAUCGUGACUGAUCUGGAGCUGACCCCUUUACAAGAAGAACAACAGGACCUUCCCUAUUUUGUUCCACCAGACACACUCACACAAACAACAAGUGGAGCUGAAGUGGUUGAUUCACAAUUGCAAACAGUAAGUCUAGAUCAGGAUUCCCCUGUAAUGGAUGGAACUGCACCACAAGAGACACAAGAAAAAGCUGAACAAGAAGCAUCAGAGAAGCUAGCGGUAGAUAAGAACAAGGGUGAGGAGCAGGUGGAGAACCUGUCUGAAGUAGAGGAUCCACCUGCUAAAGAAGUGUUUCCAUCAAACUUAGAGACCAAGCAGGUGCCAAAGGUGUCUGAGUUACCCGUAAAUGUAAUGUCAGCUCAAGAACUUGUGAAAGUGCGGAAACGGAAGUCAAAUAGGGCAUUUUACUUUCAAGGAUAUAUGCAUGAACUAGGUGGAUCAAUAUACAAGGAUGAUUUUCAAAUUGAUGCCACACCUUCCAAACGGCAACGUAAAAAAAAGGCUCACCUUGUUAAAUUUAACCCUCAAAGCAAAGAGAAGAAAAACAAGAAACAGAAAAAGCCAUCACUGCAAUAUCAGCAAACACAGGAAGAAGAGAUAAGAGAUAAAACACCAGCAACAAAUCCCUCAAAGAAAAAGGGUCCAUCACAGAAGAAGGGAAGAAAGGGAAAAAAGGACAACAAAGCAAAACAUUUAGCUGAAAAUAAAUCGCCUACAUCAACCCAGGAACCACUAGUCCAGCAAAUCAAAGAGGGUACAAGAAAAAACAAAACAAAAAAGACAAAAGAAGUGGCCGCGGAAGGUGGCACACCAGUUAGUAAGCACAACACUUUAGCCUCGCCUGUAUUUAAAAAGAAAAAACAAACCAAAAUAAUGCAAAAAGAUCAGACCAAGAAUGCAAAGGGUGGAAAGCAAAAGAAAAACCUUUCAAAAGAGGAAAACGUCGAUACAAAAGAGAGCGCAGCUUCAACAGACAUACCUGCAACACAUAUAACACAGGAUGCUCUACUUCUACUGAAGGGUCAUAAACAGCCUCAACUUAAGGUUUACAAAUUAGACCCUUUAAAGGCACCAGGCCAGACACCGGAAACUUCACCUGUUCUGGGCAGCAAAAUAUCCCAAAAGAGUAAAGACAAAAAAUGUAAACAUUCAACAAGUGAAUGUACAAAUAAGGAGGAUAAGAAAAAAGGAGGACCAAGAAGAACCAGAAGGCUUUCAUUGUUGUCCUCGCUGCAGGCUUCCCGUCAAGCUCCCGAGACGCUGCCUGCAAAGCCGAAGACAACAAGGAAACGUAAAGCCUCCUUGAAAGUGGAGACUGAGGGAGUGAUAACUUCUCAAUCCAAGCGUGCCUUAGAGUGUAAGGACUGUGGGCAAAGAUUUAGUGAAGUGUCAUCCCUUCAGAAGCACAAGACAAUGGUGCAUAUCGUAGAGAGUCCCGGUCUCACUUACACAAAUGGAAACAUCUUUGAAGGCGUCUCAACGUUGGAUAUUUACCAUCUUCCAAAACAACCCGAUAAGGUUGUCGGGAUGAUGAAUGCUGCUGCAGACUGGGAUACUGAGCCUGAGAUCGCAGAUUUGGCAUUAGAUGAGAAAGAGCGAAGCGUCUCUUUUCCAGCUUUAAUUCCAUCCCCAUCGUUUACUGUCCCUCCUUCAGAUGUUGAAGUAAUUGCGUAUGAAAAUAAGGCUGCAGAUAAACAGUCCCUUCCCUCUCAAGAAGUUCACUCACCAGCCCAUCAAAUGAAAAGAAGUGGAAUGCAUCCAAUCCUACCGUCUGAACCCCCAUUAAGGGCCUCUACUCAGACAAAGAGUUCAGAGUCAAGUGAGCCUUUGGCAUCAGACGAGAACAAACAAGAAGACGCUUCCCUGAGAAAUCCCAGCACAGAAUCUGAAGCCCAGGGUACCACAGAUGAGGACAUAAAGGAGAAUUUACUUCUUGAUGUAGAUUUAGUCACUGUUGGGGAGCAGAAUGAGAGAGUUGAAACAACCUCUCAAGAAGACUCUGUUCCUCAAAAUGAAUCAAGUGGAACCUGUAAUUCUGAGGAUCAAAGCAUCGACAAACUUUCUGGGCAAGUUAGCAAUGAAACAACAACUGAAAGAAGUCUAACUUCGCAAACCGUGUCAUGUUCCACUCAUCAAGUGGAGAUCAAGGACGAGGAAGAAGAACUGCUAGUCCAGAAGAAAAAACAAGGAGGAAAAAGAGCUGUUUCAAGAAAUACUACAAGGGGUAGGAAAAGAGGAACAGGACGUUUAAAACGGGACGUUAUUUCAAAGAGAGCUUCAGUUGGAAAUACCAUCGGAGCAACAGAGUCAGAAAAAGAACAGGAUGAAUGUCAGCUACUUUAUGAAAAACGUCCCAUCAGCUCUGAUUCAGAAAUAAAUGAUGAAGGCCAGCCCGGCAUUAGGACAUUACAGCCAGAGGUCAGCACAGAAUUUGAAGCCGACCAAACUACGGCUCCAACUGCAUCUUUGUCUACCAUGCCCUCUACAUUAGAAAAACCUCUUGAAGAACAAGUUGUGUCGGAGUCGGACACUAGUGCUGACCAGGUAACGGGUGUUAGACGAUUGGAGGGAGUCGAGGAUCACAACAGGGAUGCUAACCAGUCUCCAGUGAUCAUACUCGAGAGGUUCCUCACCUCCAGACAAGAAGCAACUACUGACAAGGAGCCGGGACUGUUGACAGAGCGGAACAAUCAGAGAAAGGGUAUUGACAACAUUGUUGAGAAUGGAGACCUUGGGAGCCAGCAGAUCAAGGUUGAAGAGAAUAUCGCAGAUCGUCCACUGGUUGCACCCAUCUGUCAAAACAGGCGGAGUGCAAGUGUGCAUUCACAGCACCAUCGUGAUAUAAGGACCGUUCUGGUGAAGGAGGAGAGCAGCCUCGUGCCGAGUGAGGCCCAGACCAGCAGCAGACACAUCCGAUGGAAUGUGGAGCUAGUCAACACGGAAAACAUCUCCAGUCUAUUAAUUGAGAGUAAGGAGACAGCCAUGGACGAGAGUUGCGUAACCCCCCCUGAGUCGAUCACAAACCAGUGCAUCUUCUACCCAGUAAAGGAAGAGGAGAGGGAAUAUUUACUGGGAGCUCAGACCAACAGUGGGAAUUCAACAACAGGGGCAUCCUGUGAUGCCAAGAAAACAGAACAACAAGCAACAGAUAUGUCAAAUGAAGGUCGCCAUUCUGCACCCGGCUACCAGGAGAUGAGAGGAAGAGGACUGUCAGAACCUGGCGUCGGUGACUUUGCAGAUAAACAAGCUGAGGCAGAAGCUGAGAUGCAGCAUCCACCCGACCUCCGGGACUUUCUCCUCCAGAGUUCGGAUGAGGAGGAUGUGGGAGUUUUUGAGUUGUCUGAUCCUCAGCUUGACUCAGAAGCAGAAGUUAUGGCUUAUUUCUACAAGAACCCAACUAAUUGCGCACGGCAGCACGGCAGUGAUGAUUUAUCACAAACCAUGCCAACUUCAUCAGGCCAGAUCAAAGCACCAAGAGAGGAAACCAGAACCAGAGAGCCCAUUGACUACUUCUCCAAGUAUUUUGGAUGGGAUACCUGGGUAGAAAUUGCGAAUUGCACAAAUAAAAUAUCCAACAUGCCCAGACCUGUCACAUCCAGAGAGGUUGCACAGUUUGUUGGGUUCCACGUUGCAAUGGGAACUUUAAAGUAUCCCAGUCCGAGACUCUACUGGGAGAACUUGACUAAGGUGCCCUUGGUUGCUGACUCCAUGCCACUUUCUCGUUUCCUUGAGCUGUCUCGCAUGUUGAAGCUUGCCUGUCCUGCGAAGGAUCCAGUCAAAAGUAAUGUUCAGGAAGGAAGAUGUGAUAGUGACUUUCAAAAUGCUCAUCAAGGUCAAACCCUGAGUGAAAUUGGCCAGCGAGACACGCCAAAUGAGCUAAGCAGCUCAAAAACACAGACUGAUCCCCUGUGGAAGGUUCAGCCAUUGUUGUGCCGUUUCAAAGCAGGGUGCCAUUCUCUCAGACAAGAGAGUGAUUAUGCAGUUGACCAAUAUCCUCUCCAUUUGACUGGGAGGAAGCACAAAGACAAGCUGUCUCUUUCCUGUACUACAUUAAUUGGAUUUGGAGGUUUGCUCCUACAUGUGGAUCUUAAGUUGGGUCAGUCCGGCAGAGAAGAUGCAGUAGAAAAAAUGGUCCCCAAAGGUAGCAUGGUGUUUCUUUGCAAACAGGAACUGUCCACCCCUGCAAUGCUGGAGCGUCUGUUGGUUGCCGGCGUUCAUGGUGCAGGAAGGGUCGGAGGAGCCAGAGGACAGAUCGGAGAUGAGUUCGUAAGCUCCGAUGGGAAGCUGAUGUUACGUAGAUCACACUGUGGCUUUAUACUUUCUACAGCGGGCAAUAAUCAGAGGAACAUGGCCUCAUUGAUGGACAAUUUUGAGAAGGCCCAGAUGUCGGCUCAACUCAACAGAGAUUUGCAGAAUCUUUACUCGAUUCCUCUCACUGCCUCGGCCCCAACCUGCUGGCCUCAGGCGGUGCUCUGGUACCUUACAGAUCUGGCUUUGGUCAACUCCUGGCUCCUCUACAAACAGGAUCACGGGGCAGUGUCUGUACCCUUGACUCUAAUGGCCUUCAGAUUGGAGGUGUCCAAAUCUUUGAUAUUCUCGAAUGGCUCUGAUACCCAGGACUCAGUCCCCCCUCAACCCCCCAGAGAGAAGUCUCAUGCUACAAAUGAAAAGCCCAAUCCUAGCCUGGUGGACGAGAGUCCUCUGCCAGAUGCAGCCACACGGUACGAUGGUUCAGGCCACUGGCCAGAGCAGCUUGAGGAGGGAGAAGGGGGCAGGUGCCGCUAUGGAGACUGUCAGAGAACAUCUCGAGUGCUAUGCCUUAAGUGCUGUGUUUUUCUUUGUAUCUCACGCAACCACAACUGCUUUUUGAAUUUCCACAAUCAAGGGAGUUUGGGAGAAGAGUAGAAUCAACUGCAGAAUUCACGCAUUAACAUUGUGCUUCCUGAUUUAGUAUGUAGCCGUGGUUUUGAUGUACUUAUUCCCAGUUAAUUAAACUGUCCUUCCAACUUUUCCAUGAUGCCUUUCACUGGUAGGGGCAAUGGUUAUGAAGCAUUAUUUGUGCUGCAAUUGAAGAACAAUGCUAUGUGAGGAUGUGGCAUUAUAUGUGUAGUGUGACUGAAUUUGCCUCCGAAGGAAAUCUAAAUAAAUAUGCAUAGACAUACUAUUUGUGCAGCACAAAAUAUGAUUUUUGGCAUUAAAGUAAGUUCUUUUUUCUAAAUAUUUAUUUUAACCUGAGCAAACAUGAAUUGACAUCCUUUAAUGGGGUUGUUUUGUGCUUUUAAUUAAAAUGUUAUUUAUUUGAAUUGAAGAAUACAAUUAAAAAAAGAUGAAAAAAUACA
Molecule: messenger RNA, 7597 nt
Organism: Eleginops maclovinus (Patagonian blennie)
Lineage: Eukaryota; Metazoa; Chordata; Actinopteri; Perciformes; Eleginopidae
Source: RefSeq, a predicted model, not a curated record